Messenger RNA from Penicillium chermesinum, 549 nucleotides. RefSeq lists its product as uncharacterized. The record is from RefSeq and is a predicted model, not a curated record. Lineage: Eukaryota; Fungi; Ascomycota; Eurotiomycetes; Eurotiales; Aspergillaceae. Bases 1 to 549 code for a protein of 182 amino acids. The transcript is spliced from 3 exons.
AUGGCUGCAAUCCGACUUCGCAAGGCGUUCCACUAUCCCGAGGAAUCCGAUGGAGACUCGGGUCGAGAGGAACUCGACGAACAGGAGCAGGAACAGAUCAUCCUGCAGCUGCAGCAUCAGAAUGAUGCUCGCAAUGCCCAAUACAAUGUAAUUUUUACUAUCCUGCCACUGGCCUCAACCCUUGCGUUUGGGCCGUCUUUAUUUUCAGCUUCAAGUGUCGUCCAGCAGGCGUGGUCGCUUCUGAGUGUAGUCUCCUUGUUCGGCACUGCGUGUUUCAUGCGAUACUCUCCUCUUUAUCCAGAUCGCAAGGGGAAAAAACCAGUUUCCGCACAUGAUGAGUUGAGAGUUCAUGCUCAAGCCGCAGUCAUUCCCGUAAACAGUGCCGUAUGUGGAGUAUUAGCGUUCUAUUGCUUCAUGGCUACCGAGAGGGAGAUAUUGUACUUGGUACCUGGAGCAAUGUUUGCGGCUGUUCUCCUUGCGCGACGGGUUAUGCUUUCUGUGGACCUCUCGGCGCUCAAGGAUCUUCAGUACGACUACAAGGGCGCCUAG